This is a messenger RNA of Prunus avium (sweet cherry), 1083 nucleotides long. RefSeq names its product methyl jasmonate esterase 1-like. Lineage: Eukaryota; Viridiplantae; Streptophyta; Magnoliopsida; Rosales; Rosaceae. The record is from RefSeq and is a predicted model, not a curated record. Gene Ontology annotation, molecular function: methyl salicylate esterase activity; methyl indole-3-acetate esterase activity; methyl jasmonate esterase activity. Gene Ontology annotation, biological process: salicylic acid metabolic process; jasmonic acid metabolic process.
CAAUCAAAUUGGGGUGACCAAACCAGAAACAUAAACACAUGGAUCAAAGAAAGAAAGUUUUGAUCAAAUCAAUCUCUACUUUGCUGAUCAUUCUUCUCUGUGCAGCAAAUAUAACAGAAUCAGAGCCUACAAACCCUAGCAAGAAGCAAUUUGUACUGGUUCAUGGUUCCUGCUUUGGUGCUUGGUCAUGGUACAAGCUUGUGACCUUAAUGAAGUCAUCUGGUCACAAUGUCACUGCCCUAGACCUAGCUGCUUCUGGGGUUGACCCUCAGCAGGCAAAAGAUCUGCAUUCAAUUUCUGACUACUUCAAGCCCUUGACGGAUUUCAUGGCAGCUCUUGAUCCUCCACAUGAUAAGGUCAUCCUUGUUGGUCACAGUCUCGGUGGGUUGGCCAUUUCUUAUGCCAUGGAAAGAUUUCCAGAUAAGAUAUCUCUAGCUGUUUUCGUCACUGCCUUAAUGCCUGGCCCGACCCUCAACAUCUCCAGUCUUAAUCAAGGGUCGUUCGGAAGACAAGGAUCUCUAUUAGACAGCAAAUACACAUAUGAACAAGGCCCAAGCAAUACUCCAACCACUCUCAUAUUCGGCCCAUUGUUCUUGGCAACAAAGGUGUACCAACUCAGCCCAAUUGAGGAUGUAGCACUAGGCACCAUGUUAAUGAGACCUCAACGCUUGUUUAGUGAAGAGGACAUGUCCAAAGAACUCAAGCUAACCCAUGAGAAAUACGGGUCGGUCAAUCGGGUUUACGUCUUAUCGGGUGGAGAUUUGGUGGGGAAGAAGGAUUUUCAACGGUGGAUGAUUAAGAGGAACAGGCCAAACAGUGCGGUGGAAAUAACAGGAUCUGAUCACAUGGUCAUGAUUUCUAAGCCAUUAGAGCUGUGGGUGCAUAUCCAAAGAAUUUCUGAAAAAUAUUCUUAAUUGUUAAGUUAUUUUGUAAAAAUAAAAGCCAUGGAAAUUGGAUUUCCUAUUAGCCUAAUAUGCAUCAUGUACUUGUUGUCUUCUGGAUAUCCAACCAGAAGCAUCAUUUGUCUGGAAUCAAAAAUUUAGAUACAUCCAAAGAUAUUUAAUUUCGAAAUUAAAUAAUUUA